AUGGAGAUUAAGGCUGACAAAAGAGAUUUGAGUCCUGAAUUGGUGGAAGAUGUUCCGUCGAGGCUCGCUUGGAAGGAUUUAAGUGUGAUUAUUAGUUGUAGAAAUGGAGAAUUGCAGAAUGUUUUGGAGGGAGCGAGUGGAUAUGCUGAGGAAGGAACGUCUACUUGUGUAAUGGGUCCCUCUGGAUCGGGCAAAUCUACACUGUUAGACGCCCUCUUCGGCCGCCUUCCUGCGAACGCAUUCCUUUCUGGGACCAUUUUCCUCAAUGGCCGUAAAGCCAAGCUCUCUUUUGGGACUGCUGCAUAUGUCACACAAGAUGACAACUUGAUUGGUACUCUAACAGUUCGUGAGACGAUGUCAUAUUCAGCUGGAUUACGGCUUCCUGAUGAAAAGCCCAUAUCGGAGAUAUAUGCAUUGCCGAACACCGUCAUUGGGAAUUGGCACUUGCGUGGCAUCAGUGGUGGGGAAAAGAAGAGGCUCAGCAUUGCACUUGAGAUCCUUAUGAGGCCGAAGUUGCUUUUUCUUGAUGAGCCAACCACUGGACUUGACAGUGCUUCUGCUUUCUUUGUAACUCAGACACUACGUGCCCUGUCUAGAGGUGGGCGGACUGUCAUAGCCUCAAUUCACCAGCCUAGCAGUGAAGUUUUUGAGCUAUUCGACCGAUUGUACUUACUUUCUGGAGGCAAAACGUUCUUUGCGCAAGCUGGCUUUCCUUGUCCUGCUCUCAGAAACCCAUCUGAUCAUUUUCUCCGAUGUGUAAAUUCUGAUUUUGACAAAGUUAAAGCAUCUUUGAAAGGAUCAAUGAAACUGCAGAUUGAGAGAAAUGAUGACCCUCUAGACAAAGUAACUACAGCUGAGGCUAUCCACACACUUGUUGACUCUUAUCAUACGUCUCAUUAUUAUUUUUCAGCAAAAGAAAAGAUCGAUGAGAUGUCCACAAUUAAAGGAAUGGUGCUCGAUUCAAGAGGGAGUCAUGCUAGUUUCUUCAUGCAGGCCUUCAUCUUAACCAAACGUUCUUUUGUUAAUAUGUCUAGGGACUUUGGUUAUUACUGGUUGAGGCUUGGAAUCUACAUUAUGGUGACCCUUUCCAUCGGGACCAUCUAUAUGAACAUAGGAACCGGAUACAAUUCCAUCCUGGUAAUAUUAUUAUUUCAUGACAGCAUCUAA
Messenger RNA from Fraxinus pennsylvanica, 1167 nucleotides. The record is from the annotation of a GenBank genome assembly. Lineage: Eukaryota; Viridiplantae; Streptophyta; Magnoliopsida; Lamiales; Oleaceae.